CACCUUCUGUGGGAAGAGGGCUGGCAGCUCUUUGGGCAAAUGAGUCAGCCACCUGGGCGUGGCUACCUCCCAGCACUGCUCCCAGUCUGUGUGCCCUGGGAAAGAAGAGUCCGUCUUUCCCAAAUGUUUCCCUUUCCUGCUCUACCUGUGGCUUUGAUUGUCCCCUCUGGCCUACCAUAGGUACUACGUCAGCCCGGCCCCGCCCUCCAUUGACUGCCCUCAUCCUCUCCCUCCAUGAGGGGCUGAGGUCAAUGGACUUUUCUUGAAGCCCAGAACCCAUUUACUCUGUGGUUCCAGUUCCUUCUCCCGCUCUUGUGAAACUCCGCAGUUCUGUAGGCAGACGCCCUGGCAGCUUUGAGUGCAGAGCGAUCAUCCUGACAGAUGAGGAGGUACAGCGUAAGAGGGAGAUGAUAAUGAAGAGAAAAGAGGAAGAGGCCUUGAAGGACAGUCUGAGGCCCAAGCUAUCUGAAGAACAACAGCACAUCAUAGCCAUCCUGCUGGACGCCCACCACAAGACCUAUGACCCCACCUACGCUGACUUCAGGGACUUCCGGCCUCCAGUUCGUGUGGACGGAAGUACAGGGAGCUAUUCUCCAAGGCCCACACUCAGCUUCUCCGGGAACUCCUCCUCCUCCAGCUCUGACCUGUACACCACCUCACUAGACAUGAUGGAACCAUCCGGCUUUUCCAACCUGGAUCUGAACGGAGAGGAUUCUGAUGACCCGUCUGUGACUCUGGACCUGUCUCCUCUCUCCAUGCUGCCCCACCUGGCUGACCUUGUCAGUUACAGCAUCCAAAAGGUCAUCGGCUUUGCCAAGAUGAUCCCAGGAUUCAGGGAUCUCACCUCCGAUGACCAGAUUGUCCUGCUUAAGUCAAGCGCCAUUGAGGUGAUCAUGUUACGCUCCAACCAGUCUUUCACCAUGGAUGAUAUGUCCUGGGACUGUGGCAGCCAGGACUACAAGUACGACGUCACCGAUGUCUCCAAAGCUGGGCACACCCUGGAGCUGAUCGAGCCCCUCAUAAAGUUCCAGGUGGGGCUGAAGAAGCUGAACUUACAUGAGGAAGAGCAUGUCCUUCUCAUGGCCAUCUGCAUUGUCUCCCCGGACCGACCUGGGGUCCAGGACGCCAAGCUGGUGGAAGCCAUUCAGGACCGCCUAUCCAACACGCUGCAGACCUACAUCCGCUGCCGCCACCCGCCCCCAGGCAGCCACCAGCUCUAUGCCAAGAUGAUCCAGAAACUGGCCGACCUGCGGAGCCUCAACGAGGAACACUCCAAACAAUACCGCUCCCUCUCCUUCCAGCCCGAGAAUAGCAUGAAGCUCACACCCCUUGUGCUGGAGGUGUUCGGCAAUGAGAUCUCCUGACCAGGGUGGCCCACAGUGGUGCCUGGGUAGGGCCGCUCCUCCAGAGCCCUGUGCCCAGGCCCUGGGCUGGUUGCAGCCCAGCAGUGCCUCCUGCCCUUUCUGGAGUUCAGUCCUUCCUCUGCCAUGGCCUCUGUCUGUCUGCCUCAUCCUUUCUCCUGCCCAGCCUAACACCUGGUCUCCCUUUCCUGUAGACCUCGAGUUGCUCCUGUCUCUUGAGACCUCAGUUAGGAGAGGCUGCUGUUUAUCUGACAAAGGAACUCAAUUGGGGAUAGAGGGCAGGGGCUGAAGGCAGAACUCUGCCUAGGGGAUGCCUCCACCACAAGGGGCUGCUGCUUGUGUCAAGGGAGGCAGGCAGAAGAGACGCAUUCACUCCUCAGGGACAGGUACCUGCACCUCCCCUCACUCCAGCCCUACCUGCCCAAAGCCUGGUGAGAAAUCUGGCCCCUGCCUGCGAAGGGUACACAACCUACCCAUCAUCCCUACUGUGUCCCGUCUCAUCCUGCCGCCUGUCUGUGUUAUUCUGACCCGGGGGAGUAGGUCACUGAGGGGCCUCCUUCCUCUGCCUUUAUACUCACGGGGCUCACUCACUGCCAAGAUGACCAAAUACACUACCACACGAACCAAGGAGCACUCACCCAGCCCUGCAGUUCCCACCUUUGAGGUUUUGCCAUGGGAAUUCCCCAGGGCCAGUACCUGUGGUACAGGGGGCUUCUUCCCCAUGCCCAGAACCAGGGACCUAGAAACCACCAUUGGAAAGGCCCCAGGAGAUAGAAUACAGGGCCCAAGUAAUGAAGAACAGAGAAAGUCAGCCUCCCAGCAGAACAAUGAAUGAAGGUCCAUCUAUCUUGGUCAUCAAGCUGAGGGUUCUGAAGCCUGGAGCUGUUGGGACCUCUCCUCUAUAGCUAUUAGAUGUGUCAGGACCAAGUUGUCCCCAACUUUCAGGAAAUCCAUAGCCCUGUCUCCAUCCCUUACCCCGCCAGUGUUUUACCACCUACCCAAGAAAGCAGGUCCUCUGGCCUCACACGACCUCCCAAUUUGACCACCAGGAGUAUCCCGGGAGUCAUCUUGGCAGCAGUGCCCCCCACACACACACACACCAAUGAGAGCUACCUUGUCCGCCCAAUAGAAUGGGAUGGGAGAAGACCAACAGCUGCCCAAAUGGGCCUCCGAGCCUCCUUUCCAGAUGUAAGGCCAGAUACAAAUGCUCCCCCCUCAGGGGAAAGGUGGAGGGAUGGUCAGAGCUUGUGGUACAGUGAUCUGGGGCCGGUUCCUCCUGACUCUCAUUCUACCACCCAAAAAGUCAAUGUAGGCCUACGAAAUGGCCAGGUGAUGGGCUAGGUUCUUAUCUUUAAUUUCUUCCUCUGUAGCAAUCCAGGACUUUGGAACCCUGGUCUCACUCACCCCAAAUACACACAUUGCUGAUCAUGGGUUGUGGAUGCGGGGGACCCAUACAGAGGAGGUUCUUUUCACAGGGGGACUCAUAGACGGUCCUUCAAGUGAAUGCUUGACCUGAGGAAUGCAGCCACGUUGGAAGCACCAAGAGAGGGCUAAGGUCAGUGGGAACAGGGCCCCACGAGCCCCGCAUGUGUCCUAGCUACAUUUUUCCAUUCCCUGAAAACCCCGAGAUGACAAAUUUAACAUGGAAAGAGCCAUUAGUGUCCGCCUGGCCCUAUGUUUCCCAGAAUUCCAGUGGGAAACAUCUGAAAACGGCUCUCCCGUUCUGCGGAACAGCACAGGGAAGGCUUUGUUUUAGAGUCAUUAGAUCAGGUGUUUUCAGAAUUAGACCCCACCUGUACUGUGUUCUAACACUGAGGGUGACGGCACCUGAUUCAGAGUGGGGUGUGUGUGUGUGUGUGUGUGUGUGUGUGUGUGUGUGUGUGUGUGUGUGUGAAAAUACUGUACAUUAAUGAUUAUUGUUACUGCAGACAAAAAAAAAAAAAAAAAACCUAGAGAGAGCGACCUUUGAUUUUAGCUGCAGAACACAUUGAUCCAGCUUACUGCUCAACGGGAGGGAAAGUUUGAAAGUUGAUAAGCGAAUCCGGCUCCUUUACAAUGAGAACCUGACAUCAGAGGAGAGUGUGGUCUACAUGGGCUCUUAUAAUUAGAAGCAUCCCCAGGCCUGGAGAAAAUCUGAACUGAUGGUCCUGAGCCAUUUUACAGUGAGCCUGUUUCCACUGCUCUGGUGGUUGCACCAGGAUCUGAGGAAGCCUUGGGUACUAGCGCCAGUCUGUAUCUGGGACUUUUCCUUCUCCCUGGGUAAUAAACUCACCCACCCAUCCUAAGGAGGGCAAGCACUCAGCCUCCCUGAGUGAGACUUGGUUUUAGGACUCUCCACAUCAGCCCUGCAUGCUGCUGUUGUCUUGUCAGAAACAUGCGUCAGCCUUUAGAAAAGCCUCUGUCUUCCUAGCCCUGGCCUGUCCAGGAAACUCCUCAGGCAUCCUGAGAAUACCAGUUUCUCAACCCAAGGGAAGUCUGGGAGGAAAAGACACGAGACCAAGUAGGUUUCAGAAGCUGAACUGAGAGGGAACAGCAGCAUCCAGUUUUAUCCUGAAUGUACAAAGGCAGGGCCUUGAAAGAGCUCGAACUUCUGAGGUGGAAAUGGGUUCCAAAACGAUAGAUCAGCAAGAUUUCCCAAGAUAGGGGAAUCCUCCUGCUGCCUGCGUGAGAGAAAGUGGGUCGGGGAGGAGUCCAAACCAGGCCACCAGAGAUGGUUGAAAGAAAUGACAAAUCUGGUGGACGUCAGACAUCAUGGCUCUGAAGAGCUUCCUUCCUAAGAGACUUCCCAAGAGAAAAACAAAAGUGUGUUUUUCCAGGAGCUUGUCACAUAAAAACCAAUGAAAAAGCUUUGCCAAUGGUAAUAAAAGAUGCUCACACAUCGCUUCUCGGCCUUUUGGCUAAGAUCAAGUGUAAAAGAUGCGCUCACUUUCAUAGCACUUGCGGUGUGAUGAGGGCCGCUGUAAAUAAAUGCCUUGUGAAAACCAA
Molecule: messenger RNA, 4346 nt
Organism: Rattus norvegicus (Norway rat)
Lineage: Eukaryota; Metazoa; Chordata; Mammalia; Rodentia; Muridae
Source: RefSeq, a predicted model, not a curated record